AUGGUGUCCAAACCAAAAUUUCAAUUUGCCUUUGAAGAGAUUGAAGUAUCUGAUGAUGAAGAAGAUCAAGAGGAUCAAGGAAAUGAACUGUCAGAAAAUGAGUUUGAAAAUUUUAUUCAGCAAAGUAUUUCAUUCCCAGAAGAGGAUGCAUCUGUUACACCUCCGAGUGUGACUGAGAGGGAAGAACUUCAACGAACUACAAGGAAGCCUCCCCAAACAGUUCCUGUUGAUACUGAAACUCCAUCUGGAAGUGAUCUAGAAGACUUCGCCCACGCUUUACUCCCACGGAAGUGUAAAAGAAGAGAUCCUAGGCCGGGAGUGCUUAUCACAGACUCUAUUCUAACGAAAUCUACACCGAUUGAGCCUAAUUCUAUGGCUCAAAACAUACCAAGCCCAUUCAUUGAGUCCACUCUUGUGACUCAAGAAAUGUCAAGCCCGUUCACUGAAUGCAUUCCUAUGGAUCAAGAUUUUGAAAGCCCGAUUGUUGAAGAAGAUGUCAUACCUUCGGAAGGAGCUCAAGCUUCUGGAAGCUCUUUUGAAACACCUGAGCUGGACCUCUCUAAAGGAAAAAACAAGCUGCUUGACUCUGAAUUGGUUGAUGUGGUUCUGCUUCAAAACAGAGUCUUUGAUCUUGAACAAAGCUCUGUCAAAAAAGAUUUGAUUAUUGGAAAGCAGGACAUUCGUAUCCGUGAUCUUGAGAGAGAGAACUCCGAUAAAACUUCAAAGAUCUUAGAACUUCAAGAAAAUCUUGGUGGUCUAAUUGCUCUAUUCUUUGACUUGAAACAACGCCUAUUUCAAACGUUUGGUGAUGAAUUUCAUCCUUUGAGCGCUGAUGGAGAAAAGAUCAUUGCUUCUAGUUCUGAUCCUGCCAAUCCAGCUUCUCCAUCCUCAAGUGAAAGAGCUACAAGACCUACUCCGAAUGCUUAUCUUGAUACAUUUUUAUCUUCUGGUCUUGCUUCUGCUCAAGAAAGAAGAGAGAAGCAAGUUAGGGUUGAGCAGCUGAAAGGGAAGAUGCUGGUGAUGAAGCAUUCUUACCAAAAUGCUCCAGGUGAUAACCCUGAGAUGUUUUUCAGGGAAACUGGAAAGAAGUUUAUAGAUAAAUAUGGGGAUCGUUCUGGCAUCAUCAUGUGGGGGUAUGAUGCUGAUAAAAGGAUGUGGGUCGUGAAGCGGAAAAGUGGAAGAAUUGAAUACUAUGAGAAGAAAGUUGACUUCUUGUCCUAG
Molecule: messenger RNA, 1221 nt
Organism: Lactuca virosa
Lineage: Eukaryota; Viridiplantae; Streptophyta; Magnoliopsida; Asterales; Asteraceae
Source: the annotation of a GenBank genome assembly